GGACAGGCGGGGAGCGCGCGCGCUCAUUCAUCCGCCUGCCCAUGCGCAGAGCCCGCCCCCGCCGGGCCGCGUGAGGCGGCGGGAGACGCCUGCGCGAGACCCGCGCUCCGACGUUCGCCGUUCGCGAGCGGCUCCGAUUGGCUGCGAGUGGCCUGACCCCGCCCCGUAGCGGCGUGGCCGCGGGUCCCGGCCCUCGCCUCCACCGCCCCCUCCCCCGUGCCUGUCAGUGAAGGUUCCCGAUGGUUCUGGAAGGAGGCGGAGCCCCGCAUAUAUAAGCCAAGCGGGCGGUGGGGAGCGCGCACUGGUGAAGGUACGUCCGUGAGGGCAGAGCGCGCUUACAGCUACAGUAAGGAGACUAGCAGCCCUUCCCCCCUGCCAAGAUGCCGGAAGCUGUGCAAACUCAAGACCAACCAAUGGAGGAGGAGGUGGAGACCUUUGCCUUCCAGGCUGAGAUUGCUCAGUUGAUGUCUCUGAUCAUCAACACUUUCUACUCCAAUAAGGAAAUUUUUCUGAGGGAGCUGAUUUCCAAUUCAUCAGAUGCUCUGGACAAGAUAAGAUAUGAGAGUUUGACUGACCCAAGCAAGCUGGAUUCUGGAAAAGACCUGAAAAUUAACUUGAUUCCAAACAAGCAUGAUCGCACUCUGACCAUUGUUGAUACAGGCAUUGGGAUGACCAAAGCUGACCUGGUCAACAACCUUGGUACAAUUGCCAAGUCUGGUACUAAGGCAUUCAUGGAAGCACUGCAGGCAGGGGCUGAUAUAUCCAUGAUUGGUCAGUUUGGUGUUGGCUUCUACUCUGCUUACCUGGUUGCAGAAAAAGUGACGGUGAUAACCAAGCACAAUGAUGAUGAGCAAUAUGCUUGGGAGUCAUCAGCUGGAGGAUCUUUCACUGUCAGGCUUGAUAAUGGUGAACCUUUGGGCCGUGGGACAAAAGUCAUUUUGCAUCUCAAAGAAGAUCAGACUGAGUAUCUGGAAGAACGGAGAAUCAAGGAAAUAGUGAAGAAGCAUUCCCAGUUCAUCGGCUAUCCUAUUACACUCUUUGUGGAGAAGGAACGUGAUAAGGAAGUGAGUGAUGAUGAGGCUGAGGAAAAGGAAGAGGAAAAAGAAGAGAAGGAGGAAAAGACAGAAGAUAAACCAGAGAUAGAGGAUGUUGGUUCUGAUGAAGAAGAAGAAAAGAAGGAUGGAGACAAGAAGAAGAAAAAGAAGAUCAAGGAGAAGUACAUUGACCAUGAGGAACUGAACAAGACCAAGCCCAUUUGGACCAGGAAUCCAGAUGACAUAACCAAUGAAGAAUAUGGGGAAUUCUACAAGAGCCUAACUAAUGACUGGGAAGACCAUUUGGCUGUCAAACACUUCUCUGUGGAAGGGCAGUUGGAAUUCAGAGCUCUCCUCUUUGUCCCACGGCGUGCACCCUUUGAUCUGUUUGAAAACAGGAAGAAGAAGAAUAACAUCAAGCUGUAUGUACGCAGGGUUUUCAUUAUGGACAACUGUGAGGAACUGAUCCCUGAAUAUCUGAAUUUCAUGAGAGGUGUGGUGGACUCUGAGGAUUUGCCUCUGAAUAUUUCCCGUGAAAUGCUGCAGCAGAGCAAGAUCCUCAAAGUGAUCCGGAAGAACUUGGUAAAGAAGUGCUUGGAACUCUUCACUGAGUUGGCUGAGGACAAGGAGAAUUACAAGAAGUUCUAUGAGCAGUUCUCCAAGAACAUCAAGCUGGGUAUACAUGAAGACUCCCAGAACCGCAAGAAGCUCUCAGAAUUGCUGAGGUAUUACACUUCUGCAUCUGGUGAUGAAAUGGUUUCUCUGAAGGACUACUGCACUCGGAUGAAGGAAAACCAGAAACAUGUCUACUAUAUUACUGGUGAGACAAAAGAUCAGGUGGCCAACUCUGCUUUUGUGGAGCGUCUUCGCAAACAUGGCCUGGAAGUGAUCUACAUGAUUGAACCUAUUGAUGAGUACUGUGUGCAGCAGCUGAAGGAAUUUGAAGGCAAGACCCUGGUUUCUGUAACAAAAGAGGGUUUGGAGCUUCCAGAGGAUGAGGAGGAGAAAAAGAAGCAGGAGGAGAAGAAAGCCAAGUUUGAAAACCUCUGCAAAAUAAUGAAAGAUAUCCUUGAAAAGAAAGUAGAAAAGGUGGUUGUGUCCAAUCGUUUAGUCACUUCUCCAUGCUGUAUUGUAACAAGUACAUAUGGCUGGACUGCCAACAUGGAGAGGAUCAUGAAAGCACAGGCAUUACGAGACAACUCCACAAUGGGAUACAUGGCAGCAAAGAAGCAUCUGGAGAUUAAUCCUGAUCAUUCCAUCAUUGAAACCCUGAGGCAAAAGGCAGAGGCUGAUAAGAACGACAAGUCUGUAAAAGAUCUUGUCAUCCUGCUGUAUGAGACAGCGCUGCUGUCCUCUGGCUUCAGCUUAGAAGAUCCUCAGACACAUGCCAACCGCAUUUACAGGAUGAUUAAACUUGGCCUGGGCAUUGAUGAAGAUGAUACUGCUGCAGAAGAAGCUAGUCCAGCAGUUACCGAGGAGAUGCCACCUCUGGAAGGAGAUGAUGACACAUCACGCAUGGAGGAGGUGGAUUAAACCAGUUUACAGGAACUUGUGAAUGUUUCCUUGGCUAAUAUGAAUAAGUUAUAUUUUGUAUAUUAUGAAUGUUACCUGCCAAAAAAAAUCUUUGACACUUUGUCUGCAUUCCCUCUUAUAUUUAUUUUCAAAGAUGUUAUACCUUUAUUUUUGUUACAUUGCUUUUUCAGCUGAUGUGAGAUACAAAUGCCAUUGAGGGAAUAUUUUCUUUAACACUGUACAACCCUAAACAGGCAAGUAAGGAGUAGUUAUUUUUGUCUGUAUUAGCUGGUUGCAGGUGGCAGGGUUUUUGACUUAUUCUUAAUUGCCAGAAAUGUGGUAAAGAAGUAACAAAGACGGUGUGACAUCAGGAUGCUCAAGUUUGUUUUGUGUUAUACAGCUCUUCAACUCUAAAUGUGUCUAACAUACAGUACCUAGUAACUAGGUAUCUAGGAGAGCUGAAAUAUUUGGGGAAGCUUUAACCCUUUUGCUCCUAACAAGGUCUUGAUGUUCAAAGUUGUUUUUUAUACUGUUUCAGGAUUCUGGAUUGCACUCUACCAUAGAAUAGAAUCCACUGUAAAUCUCUAUUGUGAUUUAUGCAACUCUGCAUGUGCAGUUCAAACCUAGAACUGUAAGAAUAAAAGUGUUAAGAAUGA
This is a messenger RNA of Strigops habroptila (Kakapo), 3202 nucleotides long. RefSeq names its product heat shock protein 90 alpha family class A member 1 (gene HSP90AA1). Lineage: Eukaryota; Metazoa; Chordata; Aves; Psittaciformes; Psittacidae. Gene Ontology annotation, biological process: protein stabilization; protein folding; cellular response to heat. The coding region runs from base 381 to 2567 and encodes 728 amino acids. The transcript is spliced from 11 exons. Gene Ontology annotation, cellular component: nucleus; myelin sheath; perinuclear region of cytoplasm. The record is from RefSeq and is a predicted model, not a curated record. Gene Ontology annotation, molecular function: ATP hydrolysis activity; ATP-dependent protein folding chaperone; disordered domain specific binding.